Purpureocillium takamizusanense is the source of this 582-nucleotide messenger RNA. RefSeq lists its product as uncharacterized. The coding region runs from base 1 to 582 and encodes 193 amino acids. Gene Ontology annotation, molecular function: protein binding. The transcript has 2 exons. Lineage: Eukaryota; Fungi; Ascomycota; Sordariomycetes; Hypocreales; Ophiocordycipitaceae. The record is from RefSeq and is a predicted model, not a curated record.
AUGACAACGACGAGUGAUGCGGCUCCGGCCGUCCUCCGCCGCCGACGACCCACUACCUCCGAGCCGGUGCCGGCCCCCUGCGGUGUUGGACGGCGCGACUCCGCGUCUGACACGGUCCCUACGGCCCGGGUCGACCUGUUGUCACUCCCGCCCGAGCUUCACCUGGCCGUCUCCGAGUACCUCAUCUACCCCGACGCCCUGUCGCUCAAACAUACCAAUCGCCACUUCUACAGCAUCGUUGACACGGGCAUUGACCUCAAGAUCAACUGGCUGUUGGAGCGGCGCCGCCUUCACCUCGAGUGUCCCAACGACCGCCGCUGCGAUUUCGGCAGUGACCUGCGUUUCUGCCGCGGGAGCGUACCCCUUCUGAUGCGCCGUCGCCGCGAGCACAUCGAAUGCGAGUCGCGCCCGGGGCUCGGCUGCGUCGUCUACGGCACACCUGCCUGCUCACACCGGCUCCGGAGGCCGAACCGCUGGCGAGCCGGUCUGCAGGCCAAGUUUACGGUCGAGCUGUGGUGGCUCCUGUUAAUCGCUCUUGUGCCCGUCUUCUGCGCCUGCAUUCUGGCCGCCCGCUGGUUUUAA